UGUUUAUGCGCUACUGCCCUGAUGACCUUGGUACGCAAAACAGUCCGUCUUUUUCAACGUAUAUCGUGCAACGUGCGUAUGGCUAGCACAUCUUUUAUUAAAGAAGGUUGUGCGGAAGUCAUGCUUCCAGAUGGCGUGUUUUACAACCCUGUACAAGAAUUUAACAGAGACCUUACAAUAGCUGUAGUAAAUCAGUUCGGAAAGUUGCACAGAAGAGAAGCUAUUCUGAAAACGAAGGACAAAAUAGAUGGUAUGAUUCCUUUUGAUGACCAUUAAGCAUCACUACGAAAGAAACUCCUGAUUUCCCUUGCGGUCUAAAGAUUUUGGAGGCAUUAGCAGCAUCAGGAAUUAGAUCUGUUAGAAUGGCUCUCGAAGUUUCAAAUGUAUCGAGUAUUAUUGCCAAUGAUCUUAGUUCAGAGGCUGUCGCUUUGAUACAGAAGAAUGUUGCUCACAAUAAUGUGGAGAAUAUUGUCAGUACAGUCUGCGGUGACGCUGUCGACCUUAUGCAUCAACGUCGGUUAUUUGGCGAAAAGUUUGAUGUGGUCGAUAUCGACCCAUUCGGUACAGCAAGCCCGUUUUUAAACACGGCUGUCCAGUGUUUACGGAGUGGUGGACUUCUUUGCGUCACUUCAACAGAUUUGGCUGUGUUAUGUGGGAGCACUCCUGGAACCUCGAUGGGAAAAUAUGGUGGGAUGGCUAUUAAAACAGGCUCUACACAUGAAGUUGGAUUACGAAUACUUUUAAAUGCUAUGCAGUUGGCUGCCAGUCAGCAUGGUAAAGUUAUUGAACCUUUAUUAUCGUUGUCAGUGGAUUUCUAUAUUCGAGUAUUUGUACGUGUUUGGUCCAGUCCGAUAUCUGUAAAAGCUAUUGCAGCUAAACAUGGUAUUUGUUAUGUUUGUCGUGGAUGCUUAGCCUAUCAUAUACAACCUCUUGGAGAAGCAGUUAGUACUACUAAAGUAGUUGCCGCAGCUCUUGGCCCACCUGUAGGACCUCAAUGUAUAGAAUGCGGUUCGAAAUUUCAUGUGUUUGGUCCUAUUUGGAUUGGACCUUUACAUAGUCGUACAUUCCUACAUGAGUUUCUCUCGGAUUUAGGCUACCCUCCCAAAAACGUCAACAAUGGUAUAUCAAGUUGUUUGAAUGGUGAAAAUCACUCAUCUUCAACACAAUUGGACACAAGUACUGGAUCAGAUGAAUCAAAAGUUCAAGUAUCAGCUGAUAGUUCAACGAAUAAAAAUUAUGGCACAUUUAAACGUAUCAUCGGUAUGGUUACUGUGGCGUAUGAAGAACUUCCAGAUGUUCCUUUAUAUUACAUGAUUGAUCAAUUAGCGUCAAUUUUUGGUUGUACUGUGCCUAAACAAACAGACAUAUAUUCUUGUCUUCUGAAUGCCAACUACCGUGUUUCUUGCUCGCAUGCUGAUAAAAAUUCUCUGAAAACAGAUGCUCCACAUUCAUUUGUACUCGACUGUUUUCGAUCUCAUUGUGAUAGAAAUAGAACAAACUGUAAAAGAGAAAAACCUGACCUUGAAUCAAAUGAUGAAGGAGAUCUUGAAACAGAAGUAAACGCAACACCAAAGGUCAGUGUUCGAAGUAGAAGACGCCUCAGGAGAAAGCAGCAUGCUGAUAGUAACUUGAAAAUCUCAUCGAACAUGGAAGAGACAAAUAUUGAGUCCAAUAAUGUUUCACAUAGUCAAACAGUACGCAUCAGCUUACGAGCCAGACCAAUUAAUCCAUCAGUAUCUUUCACUCGUCAUCCACUUGCUGAACCUCCAUCAAAAAAUGAUGGUCUACUUAGAUAUCAGAUAAAUCCUGAAAAAAAUUGGGGUCCAAAGUCGAGACCGAAAAUGAAGAAAACAUCACCUUAAAUAACAACACGCAUAGUAAUGUCAACAACGACUUUCACAUAAAUCCCUCACAUAUUAUAUUUUGUGAAUGUAUAUAUUUUCAAAUACAAGCAUAUGAAUAAAUCCUUCAACU
Schistosoma spindalis is the source of this 1974-nucleotide messenger RNA. NCBI's taxonomy places the organism in Eukaryota, Metazoa, Platyhelminthes, Trematoda, Strigeidida, Schistosomatidae. The record is from the annotation of a GenBank genome assembly.